Messenger RNA from Limanda limanda (common dab), 2040 nucleotides. It is a transcript of the gene crmp1, whose product is annotated as collapsin response mediator protein 1. The record is from RefSeq and is a predicted model, not a curated record. NCBI's taxonomy places the organism in Eukaryota, Metazoa, Chordata, Actinopteri, Pleuronectiformes, Pleuronectidae. The transcript is spliced from 14 exons. Bases 1 to 2040 code for a protein of 679 amino acids. Gene Ontology annotation, molecular function: hydrolase activity, acting on carbon-nitrogen (but not peptide) bonds, in cyclic amides. Gene Ontology annotation, cellular component: cytosol; cytoplasm.
AUGUCUGACUGCAGGAGAGAGUGGAACCGGGAGGAUGAGCUGCCGGUCUACCUGGCGGGACCGACCCCCACCGGGCAGAACCAUCGGAAAUCCUACGGCAUGUUCAGCUCCGUGGAGGGAGCGUUCGAGAGCAAGACCAUCGACUUCGAUAACUUGGCGGUGGGGAGGAGAGGGAGCCGCACCCCGAGGAGCGGCAGCCGGGAGAGGCUCCUGGACACCGGUGAUGAAGCCACCGGGAAGACGCCCGACAGCAACCAGGCCCAGGAGGGGUCCAGUGGCAACUCGCCCGGGGAGCGCGACGACUCACACCCCGGUGUCGAGGUCAGAUUCUCAACGGGGAAGGAAACCCCUGAUGGAAAGAGUGAGAAGCUGCUGAUCAAAGGAGGGCGGGUCGUCAACGAUGACCAGUCUUUCUAUGCAGACGUCUACAUUGAGGACGGGGUCAUCAAGCAGGUGGGGGAGAAUCUGGUGGUCCCGGGGGGAGUGGAGGUGAUCGAGGCGAACGGCCGCAUGGUGAUACCAGGGGGAAUAGAUGUCAACACCUGUCUGAUGAAGCCCUUCCUGGGCACCCAGCCUGUCGAUGGUUUCCUCCAAGGCACCAAGGCUGCACUUGCUGGAGGCACUACCAUGAUCAUUGACCAUGUGACCCCCCAGCCCGGGGACAGACUGCUGGAGGCGUUUGAGCGCUGGCAGGAGGCUGCGGAUAAGAAGGCCUGCUGUGACUACUCCCUGCACGUAGACAUCCCCCAGUGGAAUGAGACUGUCACAGAUGAGUUGGAGCUGCUGGUGCAAGAUAAAGGUGUCAACUCGUUCCAGGUGUACAUGGCUUAUAAGGGUCUGUACCAGAUGUCAGAUUCACAGCUCUACGAGGCGUUCUCCUUCCUGAAGCAGCUCGGUGCUGUGGUGUUAGUUCAUGCUGAGAACGGAGACCUGAUUGCUCAGGAACAGAGAAAAAUCCUCGGGAUGGGAAUCACUGGACCUGAAGGCCAUCCUCUGAGUCGUCCUGAAGAGCUGGAGGCCGAGGCAGUGUUCCGUGCCAUCACUCUUGGUAACCGCGUGAACUGUCCUGUCUACAUCACCAAGGUGAUGAGCAAGAGUGCAGCUGACACCAUCGCCCAGGCCAGGAGGAAAGGUUCUGUAGUUUUUGGCGAGCCGAUCACAGCCAGCCUGGCCACUGACGGUUCUCACUACUGGAGCAAGAAUUGGGCCAAAGCAGCAGCUUAUGUGACGUCUCCUCCUCUGAGUACUGAUCCCACAACUCCAGACCAUCUCCAAACACUGCUGGCUUGUGGGGACCUCCAGGUGGUGGGCAGUGCUCACUGCGCCUACAGCACGUCUCAGAAAGCCAUUGGUAAAGAUGACUUCACCCUCAUCCCCGAGGGAGUCAAUGGCGUGGAGGAGAGAAUGGUUGUUGUCUGGGACAAGGGUGUGGCCAUGGGGAAGAUGGACGAGAACCAGUUUGUGGCCGUCACAUCCACCAACGCGGCUAAAAUCUUCAACCUGUACCCACGUAAGGGCCGGAUAGCGGUGGGCUCCGACGCCGACAUCGUCAUCUGGGACCCUAACAGCACCAAAACCAUCUCAGCCAGAGUCCAGCAGUCGGCUUCAGAAUACAAUAUCUUUGAGGGUCUGGAGUGUCGUGGAGGUCCAGCGCUGGUGCUGAGUCAUGGUCGGGUGGUUUGUGAGGAUGGGAAGCUGCAGGCUCAGCAGGGCACCGGCCGUUUCAUCCCCUGCAAGCCCUUCUCGGACCAGGCUUACCAGCGCGUCAAGUUCAGGGACCAGGUGAAGGCGAAGCAGGGUGUUACUCGUGGGAUGUACGAUGGUCCUGUGCAUGAUGUCGUUCCUGCACCCAAAUAUAUCACUCCUUCUCCGUCAGCAAGAACAUCACCCACCUCGACCCACCCACCACCAGUACGCAAUCUCCACCAGUCCAACUUCAGCCUAUCAGGAUCUCAGCUUGAUGACAAAAUCCCACGUCGCUCCGGCCACCGUAUUAUGGUGCCCCCCGGUGGUCGCUCCAACAUCACCAACCUCUGUUGA